Molecule: messenger RNA, 1911 nt
Organism: Microtus oregoni (creeping vole)
Lineage: Eukaryota; Metazoa; Chordata; Mammalia; Rodentia; Cricetidae
Gene: Themis
Product: thymocyte selection associated
Exons: 5
Biological process (GO): T cell receptor signaling pathway
Source: RefSeq, a predicted model, not a curated record
AUGGCGGUAUCGCUGGAAGAAUUUGUUCACUCCCUUGAUCUAAGGACCCUUCCCAGGGUCUUAGAAAUCCAGUCAGGCAUCUACUUUGAAGGGUCUAUUUAUGAAAUGUUCGGCAACGAAUGCUGUUUGUCAACAGGGGAAGUGAUUAAAAUCACAGGCCUCAAAAUUAAGAAGAUAAUGGCUGAAAUUUGUGAGGAGAAUUCUAGAGAUUCCGAGUCUCAGAAGCCCUUUGAACUGCCCAUGAAUUUUCCAGGUCUAUUUAAGGUCAUGGCGGAUAAAACUCCGUACCUUACAGUGGAAGAAAUCACAAGAACCAUUCAUAUUGGACCUAGUAGACGAGGACAUCCUUGCUUUUAUCACCUGAAGGAUAUAAAAGUAGAGAAUCUUAUCAUAAAGCAGGGUGAGCCAAUAAGGCUCAACUCAAUUGAAGAGAUUGACGGAGAAGUACUGGUGAAUUGCGGUGUGGUAAGGAAUCAUCAGAGUCAUUCAUUCACUUUGCCAUUGUCACAAGAAGGAGAGUUCUAUGAGUGUGAGGAUGAACACAUUUAUACCCUAAAAGAAAUUGUUGAAUGGAAGAUUCCUAAGAACAGAACACGAACUGUGAAACUUACAAAUUUCUCAAAUAAGUGGGACUCGCCCAAUCCAUUCCCUGAAGACUUUCAUGGAACUGUGAUUCUCAAGCCUGUUUAUGAAAUCCAAGGAGUGCUGAAAUUUCAAAAGGACAUAGUCCGGCUUCUCCCCAGUUUAGACGUUGAAGUCAAAGAUAUUACUGACUCUUCUGAUGCUAACUGGUUUCUUCAGCUACUGUCUACUGAAGAUCUUUUGGAAAUGACCAGCAAAGAGUUUCCUAUAGUAGCUGAAGUUAUCGAAGUAGUUCAAGGGAAUCAGCUGCCUCAGAGUAUUCUACAGCCUGGGCAAACAAUUAUUAUCCACAAAAAGUAUCAGGCUUCGAGGAUCCUAGCUUCAGAAAUUCGAAGCAAUUUCCCUAAAAGACACUUCUUGAUUCCCAGUAGCUACAAAGGCAAGUUCAAAAGGAGACCCCGGGAGUUCCCAACGGCCUAUGACCUGCAGAUAUCUAAGACUGAGAAGGAAACUCUCCAUGUGGUAGCCACCAAAGCCUUCCAUACACUUCACAAGGAACUGUCCUCUGUGUCUGUUGGGGACCAGUUUCUAGUGCAUCACUCAGAGACCACAGAAGUUGUCUUUGAGGGAACAAGAAAAGUGAACGUUCUGGCCUGUGAAAAAAUCCUCAGUAAGUCCUACGAGGCAGCCCGGCUUCCUCUGUACAUGGAAGGAGGUUUUGUAGAGGUGAUUCAUGAUAAGAAACAGUACCAGAUUUCAGAGCUCUGUACACAGUUCCGCUGGCCCUUCAAUGUAAAGGUGUCUGUGAGAGAUCUCUUCAUGAAAGAUGACAUUUUGGCCGCUACCCCAGGACUGCAGUUGGAGGAGGAUAUCACAGACUCAUACCUACUUGUUAGUGACUUUGCCAACCCCGGAGAAUGUUGGGAAAUUUCCAUGAGCCGACUGAAUAUGACUGUUCAGUUAGUUAGUAGUAGUAAUUUGUCUAUGGAUACAGGACCAAUUCAAGUUAGGACUCUGGUAGAAGAGAUCACAGAAGAACAAUAUUACAUGAUGAGGAGGUACGAAAGUUCUCCCUCACAUCCCCCGCCUCGUCCUCCCAAGAACCCCUCAGCAGAGGAGAUGAAGUUAACCUUGCUCAGCUUAGCAGAAGAAAGAACAAUACAUCUGCCCAAGUCUCCCAAGAGUCACCAUGCAGACAGAGUCAAGAAACUUCACCCAGCUCAAGGUGGCCUGGAUUCAAGAAUACCAAUGGGUUUUCGAAAUGAUCUGGUUGAUGUGGAGAAGCAGAAGAACAAGCAGCGGCCACUGGAGUAACAAGCAACAAGGUGA